UAGUAUCAUAAAAAAAAAGAAUAAUAUAAUCCUUGUCGUUGAUAAUUACAACAAUAACGCAGCAAUAGAUGCAGAUCUUCUAUCUCGAUCUAAAGAUACAUUAUGUAUGAAUCUAGUAAAUGUAUGUAUGAGAAGUUACAGCAGGAGUACGCGAUGAUAGUAUACUUGUGUCCAUUUUUUUUAUGAAUUUCUAUUCACCAGUAAUUGUACCUCUACCCUUCAUAGACGCGUAUUCCAGAUGCUCUCAGUUAAUAUUGUACUUUUUACUUUUUUGCUUUCAGAUCACGAUCAAUAGUGUCAUGUAAAUGUAAACAUCAUCAUUGUUAUCAUUCUUUAUACUCAGACAAUAAAUUCCAGAAAUGUAUUUUAAACUUUUACUGAUAUGAGAAUAAGAGAAGGAUAUCUGAGUGAUCUUAUGUGUUCUAUUAUGGACAAACACAAAAAAUAAUUUUAUAUGCGCGCGCAAAGUUAUAUAAAUAUAUGUCAAGUAAAUUACAUGUCACAUGAUUUGAUUUGUAUAUAUUUGUAAACACAUUGAUAAUUGUAAAACUAUUUUAUUAAAAUAAUAAAUAUUAAUCAAAAUAAAUUUGAAUCACGAAAUUGAAAAACAAACCAAAGAGAUAUUAUUUAUUUUGAAUUUUAAUUGGACAUUUUUAAUAUCAAAGUAGAUGAAAUGGCGGCAAGUGUUGAUGAUGUUUGUGAAAAACUGGAUAAUCUUUUUCUACGUUCAUUAGAAUUGAUGGAUGAAAAAAUUGCAUUGACACUACAAUUAGAAAAUCAAAUGCGAGAUGGGCAUAUAGAAUUAGCAAAAACUCGAUAUAUACGUGGAAAAGAAAGUGUAGGAAUACUUCAAGUACCUCAGGACUCUACGAUAAAUUCAUUAUUUGAUUUAGAAACAAUAUUCAAUGAGGAGAAUGCGAAUCAAUCAAUUGCAACUCCACACUUUGACAUCUCCAUGAAAAGUAAAGAGAAUGGUAAUGAUAAUAAUGAUCCAAUUCGAUGGUUUGGUGUUUUAGUGCCUCAAAGCUUGAAGACUGCACAAAAAAGAUUUCAACAAUCAAUUUAUCUUUCUACAAAAAUAGCAAAUAUUGAUUCAGAACUAGAGAGAAUUCCAAAGGACUUUGAAGAUUCUAAAAAAUUGAAAAGUAGUUUAAUAAAUGUUGAAGAAUAAUUUGUUAUAAUGAAUAUUUAUUUUUAAAAUAUAAUAUAUAUAAAAAAUC
Microplitis mediator is the source of this 1220-nucleotide messenger RNA. RefSeq names its product coiled-coil domain-containing protein 115-like. Bases 674 to 1171 code for a protein of 165 amino acids. The transcript has 2 exons. Lineage: Eukaryota; Metazoa; Arthropoda; Insecta; Hymenoptera; Braconidae. The record is from RefSeq and is a predicted model, not a curated record. Gene Ontology annotation, biological process: vacuolar proton-transporting V-type ATPase complex assembly. Gene Ontology annotation, cellular component: extrinsic component of endoplasmic reticulum membrane.